AUGCCUGUCAUUUCUACUAUCUUCGACGGCGCCGCACAUGUCACCGUCUCUGGCUGUCUCGCUGCAUUCUUGUUCAAGCGAACUAUCGUGGACCGCACGUCCAAGGCCAUCAAAGAAGCGGAGAACACUGCCCGGAUACUCCUCAGAAAUGACACCGAGCCUAAUCUAGCACCUCUCGCCAUCAACGAAUCCAAUUUCUCUGCUGCACUCUCAAUUUCUUCAAUUUACUCCAGCACUUCAACACCCACUAAUUCUACUGCACCCUGCACACCACUACUACCUUCGUCACCAGUUCAGAGGCCGAAACGACUCUCGAUCGAUUCAGAUGUUACCCUCGUUGACAACGAUGACGACUUUGCUGGUGACCCCCCUGGCACCUCGGACCUUCUCUCGCUCGGCAGCACUCCGUCUUCGAUUGCCACCCCGCAGCUAAAACCUCUGGAUAAGAAGCAUCAGAGUUCCUGCCCGGGUGAACACAAGCACGAAUCUAGAGCCUCUCGCUUGGUUGCUGUCCGUGACAGCAUCGAACGCACUCACGCCAAUCAACUCGACUACAUCAGUCAACUUGAACAACUUCAAAGCGAACUCCUCGUCGACCAGGCCACUCUUAUCGACGGCUGGGCUGCUGCCAUGGCGCAGCUUGGACUUACUUCUAUGCUGUCGCCAGGAACACCACUUCCGUAUCAGAAGACGCUCGCUUUAGGAAACUUGACAGAUAUUCUUCAAGACUGA
Suillus clintonianus is the source of this 732-nucleotide messenger RNA. RefSeq lists its product as uncharacterized. The coding region runs from base 1 to 732 and encodes 243 amino acids. The record is from RefSeq and is a predicted model, not a curated record. The transcript is spliced from 4 exons. NCBI's taxonomy places the organism in Eukaryota, Fungi, Basidiomycota, Agaricomycetes, Boletales, Suillaceae.